AUGUAUCUACUCUUUAGUUUAUUUCAAGUAAUUGGAUGGAUUUUAAUUAUAUUUGCACAAGACUAUAUUAUCAUUUGUUUGGGAAGAAUAUGCCAUGGAUUUGCUGAAAGUGCACUAUUUGACUUUAUCUCAGUUUAUAUAGCUGAAAUUGCAGAAAAGAGGAUUAGAGGAAAACUUGGAACAAUGCUAAAGGUAGCAGCAUUUACGGGCAUAUUUUAUGCAGGAUGUCUUGGUGCUUUCGUAUCCUAUCAGACGAUGAACCUUAUGUGCCUUCUAAUGCCACUGAUAUUCCUAUCUACAUUUCCUUUUAUGCCAGAAUCUCCCUACUUUUGUCUAAUGAAGGGACAAAAUGAAGAAGCCGUGAGAAUCUUGAUGAAACUAAGAGGAGUUAAGAAACCUGAAUCUGUUCAAUUUUAUGUUGAUAGUAUGAAAUUAUCAAUAGAGGAGAGUAGAAAAUUUAAGAGAAAUUCUUUCUUAGAUAUGUUUAGUACAAAAAUAAAUUGGAAAUGUUUAUUCAUUUUAUUUCUUGCAAAGGGAACAAAAACAUUAUCGGGUAAUUCGGCAAUGGGUGGUUAUACACAAAAUAUUAUGAAAGCAUCUGGUUUUCAAUUGGAUCCAAAAUAUUCAACGGUGAUAAUUUAUGGAUUAUUGUUGAUUGCAUCGAUAAUUGCCGUGGGAUUUGUUGAUAAAGUAAAUAGAAGAAAACUAUUUUUAAUAACUGGAAUUAUUUGCACUGUGGCAUUGGGAAUUAUUGGUUUCUAUUUCUAUUUUAAGGAUGAAAUUAAUGUUAAUGUUACAUCUGUUUCUUGGAUACCAAUGACUGGUAUUGUUUUAUAUUAUUUCUCCUAUUGCUCAGGAAUUGGUCCCAUAUCGUAUAUAAUUGCUGGCGAAUUAUUUCCCAUUAAUGUUAAGGGAAUUGCUGUGAAUAUUGGAAUUAUAAUGGAGAAUUUGUGUGGUUUUAUCGUUGGAAUUGGAUUUAAUGCAGUUACUAAUUUAGUUGGACAUCAUGGAACAUUUGCGAUAUUUGCAAUUUUUUGUAUUAUGGGAUCGAUUAGUAUUUUUUAUGUUAUGCCAGAAACACGUGGUAAAUCACUUGAGGAAAUACAAAUUGAACUUCGACGCAACAAAAAGUAA
Messenger RNA from Leptopilina boulardi, 1134 nucleotides. RefSeq names its product facilitated trehalose transporter Tret1-like. The transcript has a single exon. The record is from RefSeq and is a predicted model, not a curated record. Gene Ontology annotation, biological process: transmembrane transport. Lineage: Eukaryota; Metazoa; Arthropoda; Insecta; Hymenoptera; Figitidae. The coding region runs from base 1 to 1134 and encodes 377 amino acids. Gene Ontology annotation, cellular component: membrane. Gene Ontology annotation, molecular function: transmembrane transporter activity.